Molecule: messenger RNA, 1239 nt
Organism: Drosophila eugracilis
Lineage: Eukaryota; Metazoa; Arthropoda; Insecta; Diptera; Drosophilidae
Product: enoyl-[acyl-carrier-protein] reductase, mitochondrial
Exons: 2
Coding region: 80-1153 (357 amino acids)
Biological process (GO): fatty acid metabolic process
Cellular component (GO): mitochondrion
Molecular function (GO): trans-2-enoyl-CoA reductase (NADPH) activity
Source: RefSeq, a predicted model, not a curated record
UAAUUCGUACACAGCUUAACGGUCACACUGACCUGCAUAACAAUAUUUUAUUCACAAAAAUUAGAAUUGUUAGUAAUAAAUGUUGCGCCGAUGCCUUUUUUCUGGGAUCAACCCAAAAUUAUGGACUCGCCAAAUGUCGGUGGUGGCUAAGUCCUUGAAAUACACACAACACGGAGAACCACAAGAUGUAUUGCAACUGGUGGAGGACAAACUGCCGGAUCCGAAGGACACACAAGUGCUGGUGAAGAUCCUGGCGGCUCCUAUUAAUCCGGCAGACAUUAACACCAUCCAGGGCAAAUACCCGGUCAAGCCCAAGUUUCCAGCUGUUGGUGGCAAUGAAUGUGUUGCGGAGGUCAUUUGCGUGGGCGAUAAUGUCAAGUGCUUGGAGGCCGGACAGCAUGUCAUUCCCCUUGCCACAGGCUUGGGCACUUGGACCACCUAUGCCGUCUACAAGGAGGAUCAACUGAUGGCCGUGUCAAACAAAGUGGGGCUGGCAGAAGCAGCAACAUCUACGGUUAAUCCCCCGACUGCAUACCGCAUGCUCAAGGACUUUGUGCAGCUUUCCCCAGGAGACACGGUUAUCCAGAAUGGAGCCAAUAGUGCCGUUGGGCAAGCAGUGCAUCAGUUGUGUCGUGCCUGGGGCAUCAACAGCGUCGGCAUCGUCCGCGAUCGACCUGAGAUUGCCGAGCUAAAGCAAAUGCUGCAGUGCCUGGGAGCCACCGAGGUUCUUACCGAAGCCGAGAUCCGCACCAGUGACAUCUUUAAGUCGGGGAAAUUGAAGAAACCCCGCCUGGCCUUUAAUUGUGUAGGCGGCAAGAGCGCCACGGAGGUGUCUAGGCAUUUAGAUAAUGCCGGAGUGGUGGUCACCUAUGGCGGCAUGUCCCGAGAGCCUGUCACCGUGGCCACUGGACCCCUUAUUUUCAAGGACAUCGCAUUUCGGGGUUUCUGGAUGACCCGUUGGUCAAAGGAAAACUAUAGUUCCCCCGAACGUUCGAAAAUGUUCCAAGAAAUAUUUCAGCUGAUGGAGCAAGGAAAGUUCGUGGCCCCCAACCAUGAAAUGGUUCCCUUGACUAACUUCAAAGAUGCAGCGGCAGCUGCCUUGAACUUCAAGGGUUUUACGGGAAAGAAGUUUAUCUUGGACAUGAGCAUUUAGAUGCAUAAUUGGAGGCUGAGCCUGCCUUUUUAUUUACAUACAUGUUUUGUGAAUUAAAAUUGUUAUCAACUGUGAUACAACUCAAA